This is a messenger RNA of Gadus morhua (Atlantic cod), 826 nucleotides long. RefSeq lists its product as uncharacterized. The record is from RefSeq and is a predicted model, not a curated record. Lineage: Eukaryota; Metazoa; Chordata; Actinopteri; Gadiformes; Gadidae. The coding region runs from base 83 to 826 and encodes 247 amino acids. Gene Ontology annotation, biological process: resolution of meiotic recombination intermediates. Gene Ontology annotation, cellular component: condensed nuclear chromosome. The transcript has 8 exons. Gene Ontology annotation, molecular function: single-stranded DNA binding; ATP hydrolysis activity.
UAAGCCAGGGCUCUCAACCUCAACCGGCCGUCUCAAACUCAUCGUGUUCGAUACGCGUGUGUUUUUGUCGUUGGCCAGCACAAUGGCCCAAGAGGACAGCUCAUCGAUCUUCACCGCCGUCACAUACAAAGAACUGGACUACUACUUUGAGGCCGUCACUAGUUUGAAGGUGAGGAUGGAUUGCCUGGCCCUGCCCGUGCUAUAUGAUAUCAGCAGUGAUGUCUAUCCUCACACCGGUCACCUCGCUGGAGAUGCCUACAGGAAGCCAUGGAUCAGAGGAAGUGUUAUCUCAACCUGCAAGCUGUCGGUGAAUGUAUGUAUACUGGAUGACCCAAGAAGAAAGGAACAGCCAGUUCAUCUGCCUUUGGAAAGGUUAAGGAAUAAAGGAGAGCUGAUAGAUGUGGUACCAAGUUCAGAUCAAAACUCCCAGCAAGGUUUUGACCAGGACGCGUUAGCAAGACUCUUACAGGACUCAAACUGUUUCACACCAAGGCAAGAACGCUUUUACAAGAGCACAACUGACCUCAUGUCAGUCACAUAUAACAACAAGGAUCUCCUGCUAGAAGAGGUCCUGGGGCCUCUCGCUGUCUUGAAGAGUCACUUGCACACGCUGAAAGCCAAGCUAUCAAGUCUGAGUAGGAUUCAAGUAUCAGACCCUCUCCUCAACACAAGCAUACUCUCAGAGGAUUUCAUACUCAGGCAUUGUGCACCUUAUGAGAUCCCUCCUUAUGCAGACAAUAAAGAAUUUACAACCAGCUCACACGUACAUGAAGAGUUCCACACAGAGGCUGUGCUCAAUCAUGCUCCUUUUCUCUCCGUUUUGUAG